Penicillium bovifimosum is the source of this 1194-nucleotide messenger RNA. RefSeq names its product fungal specific transcription factor domain-containing protein. The record is from RefSeq and is a predicted model, not a curated record. Lineage: Eukaryota; Fungi; Ascomycota; Eurotiomycetes; Eurotiales; Aspergillaceae. Bases 1 to 1194 code for a protein of 397 amino acids. The transcript has 2 exons.
AUGCCCGACGCCAAUCUCGAUUUGGCGGAGACCUACUUCCAUGCUGCAAAGCAGAGAUUCGGGUUUCUGCACACUUCUCCCACGGAUAUUCAGUGCUUCCUUCUUGCUGGGAGUUACCACAGACAUGCCAUUCGCCCUCUACAGGCCUGGUUUUGUUAUCAGCAGGCAGCUUGCAGACUAGAAGUUCGUCUGCGGUCUCUGUGUAGAGAGCAAUGGACCGCUGAUGAUAACUACCAUAAUCUGGAGUCACGACUAUACUGGUCAUGUAUUCAGGUAGAACAUGAGAUGCAAGCCGAGCUUCCUCUUUGGGGUAGUGGGCUUGAAAGCCUGGGCUAUUCAGAUCCCUUCCCCAAAUUCAACCGCAGGGCUGCUCCCGCCUCAUACGAUGAGAUGGAAGAAGAUCAGGAUUUCUCGGUCAAGCCCGCAUUUGAACUAGACGGUACCGAAGAGGAGAGAGGCUGGAAGUUCUACAUCGCAUCUAUCUGCAACCGCCGCACCAUCAAUGACCUAACGUGUGACAUGUGGCGCCAAGGGGAAAAGGCGUGGGCUAAAGACAUUCCUGGUCUUCUUAACAAGAUAUUAGGGGCCGAGAAUGUUAUAACAUCAUGGUACAAGCUUUCCCCAAACAUGGUAAAGAUAUACCCCGAGCUUCCCACUGACUCUCCCAGGUACCGAAUCUCCCUUGCCGGGAUCAUGUCUCGGAAAGACAACCCAGACCUCCGAUUCUUCUUCCGCGGCCGUUAUCACAUGGCACUGGAGAGAACCUACCGACCCGCUUUCUACAUGGCAAUGCACUUCCAGAGCAUGCCGACCUUCAUCAAGAACAACCACCAAGUCUGGGCAGAGGUGUUCAGCCUCUCCCAAAAGGCUAUCGACAACUGUGUCCUCCUGAUCCCAAACUACUUCUAUCAGUUCCGGCACGAGUGGCUUUGGAACGUUAUCCGCGCCAGCUUCGCUUGCGCUCUGCAUAUUAUCGCUGUCGUCUUGUAUCAGCUUGAAGCGUCGCGGGAUCCGAAUACUUGGCAGCUGCGUGUGCCGCCGAAUUGGCCGGCUUUGGUAAGGAUGUCGAUUCGUACUAUGAAGCUUUGGGCAAGAGAGUCGAUUGAUCUAGAGGUUAUGAGGUCUACUCUGGAGAGGAUGUAUCAGGGGACUUGUCGAUUGGCUAAUGUGCGUCCGGAUCUUCAUUUGCUUUGA